UUGAAAUAAAAACUAUCAAUUCGAUAUAAUUCUAACCUAUCAUUAGCAUUGCUUAUAGUGUUAAAUCGUCCGACCGUAAUCGGAACUAGAAGUUUAAUUUUUCAAAUUAAAAAUUUAGUGUCAGCAAUAAACAAUGCAUUAAAGAUGAAUGAUAAAAUCUGAGUUUAAGUUGAAGAUUUAAGGUUCAAUAUAAGUAAUCAAAUAAAGGAGUUUGAAUAGUGAAACGACAGUGUAAUAAUUUAUUUCUUGUUUAUUCUGUUAGUAUACAGUGAGAGUCUCAGUGAUCCAGAUUCCAAGAAUAAUUGUUUAUUUCUUUAUGAGUUUUACGAAAAUUGGUAUGGAGCUUUCUUAUAUAAUGGCUGUUAUUCUCUAUUUAGCCAAAUGAAACCGUUAAUCGGUCGGAGGAACGAACCGUAAAUAACUCAGGGAUAAUUGAUAAACAAGAAGAUAAUCGAGGAAGUACUUUGACUUAUAGCAUCGAUGAUGUGCCUCCAUGGUAUCUUUGCUUAUUUAUGGCUCUACAGCAUUAUUUGACAAUGAUUGGAGCAAUCGUAUCUAUUCCGUUCAUUUUAACACCUGCUUUAUGCAUGGCAGAAGAUGAUCCUACUCGUAGUUAUAUAAUUUCAACGAUGAUUUUCGUCACAGGGAUAGUAACAUUCAUUCAAACAACUUUUGGUUGUAGACUUCCACUUGUUCAAGGAGGAACGAUUUCUUUUCUUGUUCCAACUUUGGCUAUUCUGAAUCUUCCUCAAUGGAAAUGUCCACCUUCAGAAAUUCUAAACAAUAUAAGUCCGGAAAAUAGAACUGAGCUAUGGCAAAUACGGAUGAGAGAGCUAUCUGGAGCAAUUGCUGUUUCAGCAUUAUUUCAAGUUAUUAUUGGUUUCGGAGGCAUAGUCGGAUAUUUAUUAAAAUACAUUACACCUCUAACUAUUGUCCCAACGGUUUCACUAGUAGGUCUAUCUUUAUUUGAGAAUGCGUCUGCUGCUGCUUCACAACAUUGGGGAAUUGCUGCAGGGACAAUUUUGAUGUUAACAGUAUGUUCUCAACUGUUAGUGAAUGUCUCAUGUCCUCUUAUAGUGUAUAAAAAAGGUCAUGGAUUAAGAAUAGUUUGGUUUGACUUGUUUAAACUAUUCCCUGUUCUUCUUACUAUCGUAGCAAUGUGGAUAAUAUGUGGAAUUUUAACUGUAACGAAUAUCUUACCAGUGGGUCAUCCUGGGAGAACGGAUACCAAAUUGAAAAUAAUAGAAGAUUCACCCUGGUUCCGAGUACCCUAUCCCGGUCAAUGGGGUAUUCCGACUGUAACUGUCUCAGGAGUACUUGGAAUGCUUGCUGGAGUUCUUGCAUGUACUGUUGAAUCGAUAAGCUAUUAUCCAACAACAUCACGAAUGUGUGGAGCUCCACCACCACCAGUCCAUGCUAUCAAUCGUGGAAUUGCAAUUGAAGGAUUAGGAACUGUUUUAGCAGGUCUUUGGGGUAGCGGCAAUGGUACGAAUACGUUUGGUGAAAAUGUAGGGACCAUUGGAGUUACAAGAGUUGGAAGCAGACGAGUUAUUCAGUGGGCAUGUCUCAUCAUGAUUUUACAAGGACUUAUCUGUAAAUUUGGAGCAGUUUUUAUAAUAAUUCCUGAGCCUAUAGUCGGUGGUAUUUUCUGUAUCAUGUUCGGCAUGAUUGCUGCUUUUGGAUUUUCUGCUUUACAAUAUAUUGAUCUGAACUCGGCAAGAAAUCUGUAUAUACUAGGAUUUUCUAUUUUUUUUCCACUUGUCUUAUCUAAGUGGAUGAUUCAACAUUCAGAAAUUAUCAAUACUGGCAAUGAAGUCGUUGACAGUGUUAUAACAGUUUUGUUAAGCACCACUAUUCUCGUUGGAGGAUUCAUUGGAUGUUUUUUAGAUAAUGUAAUUCCCGGAACAGACAUGGAGCGAGGAUUAAAAGCUUGGGCAAAAGAGAUGGCGUUAAACAUUGACACAGGAGAUGAUGGAAAUGAAUACACACCAAAUACUUAUGACUUUCCAAUCGGAAUGAAUGUUUUAAAGAAGUGGAAAUGGACUUAUUACUUACCUUUCUUACCGACAUAUAAAUCACAGUCGUGUUGUCAGCAAAGUAAUCAGUCGAAUGACAUAGAGAAGUGAAAUAAAUUUCAUUGACGUUUGUUUUCGUUAGAAUAAUAAUCGUUGUUUAUGUAAUCUAUUAUACUUUAAUAACUCAUCACUAAUUAACGACUUACAUUGUUAUCCCAGUAAAUACUGUUAUAUUG
Molecule: messenger RNA, 2251 nt
Organism: Chelonus insularis
Lineage: Eukaryota; Metazoa; Arthropoda; Insecta; Hymenoptera; Braconidae
Product: solute carrier family 23 member 2
Exons: 6
Coding region: 513-2126 (537 amino acids)
Biological process (GO): transmembrane transport
Cellular component (GO): membrane
Molecular function (GO): transmembrane transporter activity
Source: RefSeq, a predicted model, not a curated record